This is a messenger RNA of Diachasmimorpha longicaudata, 2360 nucleotides long. Its product is annotated as ninjurin-1-like. The transcript has 3 exons. The record is from RefSeq and is a predicted model, not a curated record. Gene Ontology annotation, biological process: tissue regeneration; cell adhesion. Lineage: Eukaryota; Metazoa; Arthropoda; Insecta; Hymenoptera; Braconidae. Gene Ontology annotation, cellular component: membrane. Bases 566 to 1438 code for a protein of 290 amino acids.
GAUUGAGAGAGAUGUCAUAUUAUCGGAGGUGAUCAGCUGACUGGUGCGAGCCGUAUCCACUGAAUCUUAACAGCUGUGCGGCAGGUUGACAAGGGGCGUAGGGAGUGACUGUAGCACCCGGGUUAACCUUCAGUGCCCGUCAAUAUUUAUCGCGUGCGGGUCAAAUAUUGACUCUCAACAGGCUACCGCCAAAAAUAAAAUUUUUCCAUUUACGGGAAACGAUCUAAAUGGCCGUGGGAGAGCCUCUGGAGCACGAAUGCGUCACUGAUGACAGUCCUCAUCUGGCUCCCCUCCUCCUUCGCCCAGUGACCUGAACUGGUGGCCUUGAUACCAGCGUAGAAAGGCAGUGAAUAGUAGCACGCACAGCAAUAAACACCAAUUCAUUACUCCUCUCCCGUUUCACUCAACAAAUUGCAAACGCUUAUCUCAUAAACAAAAAAAGUCAACCGACCUCAUCACCGCUGCUUCACUAUCUGGCACAAGUGGAGCCAUAAAGUGAAUAAAUAAGCAACUAAAUAGAAAAUUAUAGUUACAUUGAGGAUUUUUAAAGUUGAAGUGACGUUCAAUGGUUGGAAUUCGCCACCAUGAUUCACGUGUUUCGUGUGAUCAAUCUCUGAACCAUGAAAAAUCGUCCGAAUCAAUCGCAAGGGGAUCAGUUCCAUCCGAGGGAUUAAUCCCCCCAGAGUCCAAGUUAUUAAUGAGUCGUGAGGAGCGAGGGGAUGCCUACGAUGACGCCUCGGUGGUGGCAUACGUGGACGACGUCGAGUUGACGGAUGUACCGGUGGCCAACUCCCUGGGGAUGAGAUCAUCGAGCUCAGGUAAUGCCCGAUUACUUCCCCUUCUGGAGACAGACAACAGAUUUAAUCCUCCGCCCACGUACGGUCCAGAGGUUGAUGACCUGGAACCAGGGGGAAAGAUCGCACCUAGUGAUGACAGGGGAAUCGAUGAUGGACUACUGCCCGAGAGGCCGUUCACCCCGAGACCCUCUAAUGGCGUCAUCCCUCCGCAGAGCCCCUUCGACGUCAACGUUUAUCAGCAGAAAAAAACACUGGCUCAGGGUAUGAUGGACCUGGCACUCAUAUCAGCUAAUGCUAAUCAACUGAGAUACGUUCUCGGGUCGAAGAACCAUCCGUUUUAUCUGCCCUCUCUGGUCAUGAUCUCUAUGAGUCUCGCUCUGCAGAUUGCCGUGGGCAUCGGACUCAUCUGGAACAGCAGAUAUGACGUCAAGGAAGACGAUCAGGUCAUCAGGGCCAACAGGGCGAAUAACUGGACUGUCAUUGGAGUAUUUCUUGUUACUAUUCUCAAUGUUUUUAUAUCGUCGUUCGGGGUCAUUGAUCCACCUGAUGUUAUCACAAUCUCCCUGAAGAACGCCAGCGAUGAUGAUGGAGGAAUCGAACCGCUCAAUCGUAUCGGGUAUUUAAACGGAUCUACUUCGUGACCCGAAUUUUUUUUUUUCGGCUGACAUACGAUUUUUGUAUUUGUGCAGUUGAAGAAAAUAGAUUAGAUUUUUUAUGAAUUAAGUAAGAAUAUUCUAAGGAAAUUGUUGAGGCCUUUUACAUCCUCACCGGUCAGUGUUAUGCGAAUAAUUUAUUAUCCACAAUAAACAUUGAGAAAUGAAUCGUCGAAUAAAUUGGGGCAAAAAAAUUACAAAGGACAGAGUCACAUAAAAAAUUGAUCAAUCUCAUUUGGUAAUUAAUUUUUUUAUUCGUAAUAAUACUUGUUGUAAUAGUAACGAUUACAUAGCAACAUGAUUCAUGGUCAUAGUUGAAGUAGAAUGAAUAAUCGUGUCGAAAUAUAAAAAAAAAACAAUUGUUUAAACAGCCAUCUGAUAAAGCUUAUCUCCAUGUACUCCAUCCUCAUAACCGUUGAACAGUGAAUUAUUAAUAUUUACGAAUGCUGUAGUUACUAUUAGACAAAUCUAUCGUUUGCUAGUUAUCGUGAUUCAUUAGCGUCGAAUAAUUCGUUGGUGAUCAUGAUUUGGAAGGGAGAGUGUCCUCCUCACGUGGAUGAUUGAUUUGAGCUAACGAUGUUUUUGUCUCGUGUUUCCAUAGUAUCGAUUCAUUCAUUCAUUCAUUCAUUCAUUCGGUUGUAAAAAAAACAUUGCGAUUAUUAUUUCGAUAAAAAAAAGGUUUAGAUGUCGGGGGUGUAAGCGGCUAGGGCAAGACUGUUUCUGAGGAUUGUGUCAGCGCCGAUUUGUUGGAUCGACGAGUUUUUGCGAAUCGUGCGGUUGUGGGGGUGGAGGUUCAGGGGUGGCAGGUUUGGGUGUUCUAUCCUCGUUGGAGAACUCACUCGGGGCCGAUAGGUCUCUCUCUGACAGCCGUAAAGCUCUGUAGACAAAAUAAAAGGUCGCUUAUUAAUUA